Molecule: messenger RNA, 2700 nt
Organism: Mesorhabditis belari
Lineage: Eukaryota; Metazoa; Nematoda; Chromadorea; Rhabditida; Rhabditidae
Source: the annotation of a GenBank genome assembly
AUGGCAAGCGAUGCGAUGGCCUCGGCUGAUGACCUCAGUGCAACGGAGUCGGCUUCUUUCGAUCAAACACGCCAAUUCAACCCUUCUCAACAGCCAAUUCAUUUCGAUGAUCGCGAUGCAGAUGUGAAGAAGAAAAUCGUGCUUUUCAACCUACCCGAACCAUUUGGUGAUGAUCAGAUGAAAGAGCAAGCCGAUCGGAAUGCUUUUCAUCAAGUUUUAUAUGCGAUCAACGCGGAAAGUCUGGCUGGAAAUAUUCGUGAGAUCAAACGAGAAGGACGAUUUGAACAAAAUGGAAAACCUCGUCGUGUAGUUGUGACAUUUACCGAUGAAAAUGUGCAACGAAUCGUGGUCGAAUGUGCGCCGCAACUCUCAAAGAUUGGUCAACUGAAACAUCUAGCGCUUUAUGCUUACAAAUCAACGGCACAACGAUUCGAACCACUUCCGAAACAACAAACGAAGCGUCAAAACAACAAAGCACGGCCGACGAGAGCGGAUGGGUAUCACGGUGGCACUUCUCGGAAGGUUCCCGAUCAAAAGUUCGAGCAAAGAGGUCAUAAACAACACGAAAAACCUUCGAACGUGCAAUCCAAUGAUGUGAACCCAAAAUAUCCACAACAAAUCUUCCACAACUCUUUCAGAUUUGGACCCAAUGGCGCCAUGCCAGGCAAGCUUCAACAAAAUGGAAUGAACGGCCAACACCAUGCAAAUCAACCAGCACCAUUUCCGCCGCAAAUGUUCAACAAUGCUUUUGGUUUUGCGCCGAAUUUUGCCCCGCCAGGAAAUCCUCAACCAGUUCCACUAAUGUCUUUCAACCCAAUCGAUCCGCAAUUCCAAAUGAUGAUGAUGCAAAUGUACAGAAUGUUCCUCAACUCGCCACAAGCACAACAAAACAAUCCUUCCGUGCCGUCAAAUGUGGCAACAUCAGCAAAUGAGCUCUCUGAAGAAAAUGAUGCGACUUCUCAAUUUCCCCACGCUUCACCGGUGCCGAUGGAAAUGAAUGACAUUGAGCUUGAAGCACCAACUUUGACUGAACAACAGAAUUUCCCGGAACAAAUGGAAGAAAUGGAUGCUUCCAAUGGAGUUCAAAGGAAAAACGGUUGCAAUCAACACUUCGAUACUCCAGUCGCCAGAAAAUCUGAUCCUGAUCAACAAAACGCUGUCGAUCCGUUCAAAAGACACCAAGAUGUGAAUUUGAUUCGUGAAGCCCAACUGAACGCCCACAACAUCAACGCCCGUCUACAAGAUCUAUCACCCGAACAAGCAAAACUCUUCCUGAACACUUUAAGCAAGAAUUUGUGGAGAGAAGAAAAACAAGAUGAUUUCUCGAAGAAGCCAUUGGAGAAAGCUGUGGAUGACUUCAUUCUUUUGGAUCCUUCGGAUGAGAUUCCGCCAAUUGAAACAAAACAACCAAGUGAUUACAAUUCAUCAAAUGAUCCACAAAGAACUUCUCAAUUGCCUCUUCAACGAGAAUUCGAGGAACAAGAUGUCGUCUCAGCUGCAAAGCCUUUAUCUUCCUUUAUCACCUCAAGCGCUUCAUUUCACGAGUGCCAUACAAAUGUACAACCACUUGUCAAGCAAAUUGAAAAAGUUGUUGAAUCUGAAAGGGAGAAGGGGAAUGGAUCUGUUGCAAAGCUGAAAGAAGAUUCACCGAUGACCCCAAUUGAUUUGAGCUGGCCUGCUCAGCGAUGUUCAUCGAGAAACUUGCAGCAACUGGAUUGGCAGAAGGAAGAGCUGAUGCAAGCUGAGAACAAUGUUGAAGAAUUGCGGAGAUUGGCGAUGAUUCGAGUGACUUCAAUAGAAAUCUUACAGCUAUCGAUGCCCCAAACCGUUUGUCGGAGUCAAAAAUGUGCAAGGUAUGAAAGGAUUGAUGGAAAAGAAACGUUGAUCUACAGGGUAUGCCACAAAGAUUGCAAACUAGGCGAUAAUGGAAAGCGAGACGGAUGUGCAGUAUUUCGUGAUGGCUUCUGCACUGAAUGCCCCUGUCACAUAACUGAUCACGAGCGAAUCUCGUACGAGCAAGAAAUCACCAUAAAAUCUCUCGAAAACCCACAAAAACUCGCCUCAGAAGCGAAUGCUGCCGAGAUGAAGAAAACCGCAAUUCGAAAAUUUGAGCGAUUCAUCAAUGGAUAUCAAAAAGAAUCCAAUUACAUUUUAUUCGCAAUGGCAACGUUUUCUGCUUUCCUUGCUGAGAAUGGGAUCACUCAGAAAACAAAUCUUUUUGAACAACACUUACAGAAACUGAUUGUUGCCGAAGAAAAGAGAAUGAAAAGCUUAGCUGGGGUGGAUGAGGAUGAAUUCAAUGGAUUGCUCAAACUCAGUGUGACUUAUGGAGAUAUUUGCAAACAAUUUGUUCAUCAACGAGACUCGGCAAAGAUCUCACUUGAUAAGCUACAAGAAAUUCGACAAAUGUUGUUCUCUUUGCCGCUGAAUGGCGCAAUGAUUGCACAGAUUUUCGAUAUUCAUGUGAAGACCGAUCAUCAGGAUUAUGAGGCAACUGUGACACGCUGCGAGAAAUCGAUGUUUCAAUUACUCGCAACCACCGAGAACACAGCCCGUUUCUUCUACUCAAUAUUUUCCAUGCCGGGACAGUAUUGCACUCUCGCCUCCAUCUAUCUCUUGAAAGAAUCUCACUGUGCUUCGCACAGUGAGAUUUCUUUCGUAUUGACCUUACUUGCUCCUGCAAUUCUCAUUGCCAAGAAC